AGUGAUGACAAAAUUGUAAAUAUAGUCGUAGGCAGGGAAAAUAAAUCGCUUUAACGGGGGUGGUGUGGUGAGAGUGAGGCUUGUGGUGAAAAACGGGUGUGAUGUGGUGAAAAAUGGCAAAUCACUCAAAUAAAUCAAAAAAGAAGAAUGCCGCCGAGCAUCAUAAUGAAAAUACCAAAAAAAAGCAAUCCCAGCGCAACAGCAAUAAUUCCAAUCCCAAUAUCAGCACCAAUGGCAACGGAAACACUAGUUCCAAAUCGGGAGAGGAGGAAGAGGAUAUCAGUUUUACUUGGCAAUCUCUGAAUCCCGAGCAAUUAAUUGAUGUCCUUAUGCAGAAUUUCAAUAGAUUUUGGCAACAGAUCCGCCGGCUCGCCUCAUUCGUGAUGUCCGAAUUGGGAGGCUAUCAGCUAUUUGAAUCUAUUGCUUUAUGGUGUGCACGUAAUCCUCAUUUAGCCAUAUUCUUGCUUGCCGCCAGCAUGGUUUGCCUUUUACCAUUUCUUAUCAUAUUUGGCUUUGGAAUCGCGACCAUGGUCAUGGCCUUUACAGGACUUCUGAUGCUGGAGGGCACUAUCCUUACUAUAAUUUCUGUGAUGUUUGUCGCCUGCAUAGGCGGCCUGGCCAUUCUUGUUCCUUUAAUAGGAAUUGUUACUUUGGCUGCAUACUUUGGGCUGGCAAAAAUCUAUACUCUCUACGGUGCUGAUAUUGAACGGAAUAAAAAUGUACUAAUGAGGAUUAUCGAUGAACCGCCAAAAUCGUGCAAAACAAAUCAACAAAAUUCAUUGAGAAUAAUUGAUAAUCAGGAGACAUAUCCGGUAGCAUAGAUUCAAUAAACAAGUACAUAAAACGAAAGGGAAAUCUCAAAUCAAUGAAUUUAGAGACUAUAUCAAAGGUGAAUGGAAAUUAGUAAAAAAUAUAAUAAAAAUGCACAAAUAUCAAAAUGUA
This is a messenger RNA of Drosophila willistoni, 942 nucleotides long. RefSeq lists its product as uncharacterized. The coding region runs from base 114 to 821 and encodes 235 amino acids. The record is from RefSeq and is a predicted model, not a curated record. The transcript is spliced from 4 exons. NCBI's taxonomy places the organism in Eukaryota, Metazoa, Arthropoda, Insecta, Diptera, Drosophilidae.